Molecule: messenger RNA, 645 nt
Organism: Dovyalis caffra
Lineage: Eukaryota; Viridiplantae; Streptophyta; Magnoliopsida; Malpighiales; Salicaceae
Source: the annotation of a GenBank genome assembly
AUGAAAUUCAUCAGAAAGCUCAGCCCGAAACGCUUAUUCGGCUCCAAAAAAGACCGAUCCAUGCUAUCCAGAUCAGACCCAUCAUCGUUUAGCUCAGGUACAGCGUCCUCCUAUUCCGACGACACUUCAGUCCAUAAACCCGAUUCCGCUGCAACCAAAUCCGGUUUUCGGACUCCUACUAGUGUUUUGCCACAAAUAUCGGGCGACUGGUCCGAUAUCUCGGCCGAUCUUUAUUUCGAGUUGACUCAGGCUUUUAAGUUAAUUGACAGAGAUAACGACGGCGUUGUCUCAAGAAACGAGCUGGAGGCUCUUCUUGCACGGCUUGGAGCCGAGCCGCCGAGCAGCGAGGAGAUGACCGUUAUGUUAGGCGAGGUUGACCAUAUUAGCGUUGAGGCUCUUGCGAGCCGCCUUGGCUCGGCUUGCGAGCCGGCUGGGGACGGUGAGCUGAGAGACGCCUUCGUGUUCUUUGACUCGGAUCGGGACGGAAAGAUAACGGCAGAGGAAUUGUUAAACGUUUACAAGGCAUUUGGCGACGAAAAGUGCACGUUAGAGGAUUGCAGGCGUAUGAUAGCAGAGGUUGAUAAGGGUGGAGAUGGGUUCGUGUGCUUUGAGGACUUCUGUCGUAUGAUGGAGCUGCAGAGAUGA